CCGCAGGAAGCCAUGGCGCCGUGCUCCGGGGCACUCGCCGACGUUCCUUGAAUUGUUCUGCCGGGGGAUCGAUUGGGAAUUUUUUGAGAUGCGAUAGUUUGCAAACCUGACGCUGGUGGUAUCUGUCUUGCUUGUCCGACAUGUUCUGGAGCCAUAGUUCCCGCGCGGUGCGCCAACAAUGGCGCCUUUGCAGAGGCGUAGCCCGCCGCGUUGCGGGCACAUCACUCUCGCCGUUGUCCCCGUCGAUGGCACGGGCAUUCCAUGCCUCGAGGCCGCUCCUGGCAGUCAAGCCGGUGUUACUGGCCGAUAUUGGAGAAGGCAUCGUCGAGUGCGAGAUCAUCCAAUGGUUCGUCGAACCCGGGGCGCGCGUCGAGGAGUUCUCCCCUCUGUGCGAAGUGCAAAGCGACAAGGCGUCGGUAGAAAUUACCAGCCGUUUCGCAGGCGUCGUCAAGAAGCUAUACUAUGACGCUGGCGAGAUGGCCAAGGUUGGCAAGCCGUUUGUCGACAUCGACAUCCAAGGGGAUGCCAACGAGGAAAAUUCGGGGACCGCGGCACGGCCCGAAGCUCCUCAAAUAGAGGCUGAGGCUCAGCCUGCCCAGAAACCUGUCCGUUCUCCCGCCGAGGAGACGGCGACGGCACAGGUUGAUAUUUCGACCGGGCAAGAACCGGCAACAGCACCUAAGGCUAAGGGAAAGCAUGCGACCCUGGCGACGCCCGCGGUCAGGCACUUAUCCAAGGAACUAAAGGUGGACAUCUCAGAGAUAGACGGUACGGGCAAAGAUGGUCGUGUGCUUAAGGAGGAUAUCUACAAGUUCGUCGAGAGGAGGAACGCAGCAUCCACUCAAGCCCCCUCGCCGCAGCCGGCCCCUGCGACACAAUCUACCGGUGCACUCGCGCCAAACGUUUCGACCGCGGGGCCGCAGCAAGAAACACGGGUCCCCCUCACAAGAACUCAGGAGAUGAUGUUCAAGACCAUGACCCGCUCCCUUAGCAUCCCCCAUUUCCUCUACGCCGACGAGGUAGACUUUACCUCGCUCGUCGAGCUCCGCGGGCGCCUAAACAAGGUCCUCGCCAAGUCCGGCCCGAGCGACGGUCAGGUGGGCAAGCUUUCGUUCCUGCCCUUCAUCAUCAAAGCCGUCUCCAUGGCCCUCUAUAAGUUCCCAAUCCUCAAUGCUCGCGUCGACGUUGACGGUACCGGCAAUGGCAACGGGAACGGAAAACCUGCCCUCGUCUUCCGCAGCCAACACAACAUUGGUGUAGCCAUGGACACGCCCUCGGGCCUCCUGGUGCCCGUUAUCAAGAACGUCGGCAGUCUCAACAUCCUGGACAUCGCGGCCGAGCUCGCGCGGUUGCAAGGCCUCGCCAACGCCGGCAAGCUCUCGCCGCAGGACAUGACGGGCGGCACCAUAACGGUCAGCAACAUUGGGAACAUCGGCGGCACUUAUCUUUCGCCCGUGGUGGUCGAGCGCGAGGUGGCCAUCCUGGGGGUCGGCCGCAUGCGCACCGUGCCGGCCUUCUCGACCGUGCCCGGAGAGAAAGACCGCGUGGUGCGCCGGCAAGUUUGCAACUUCAGCUGGAGCGCUGAUCACAGGGUCAUCGACGGCGCAACCAUGGCUAGGGCAGCCGAGGUUGUGAGAGCUAUUGUGGAGGAGCCGGAUGUCAUGGUUAUGCAUCUGAGGUAGCCUCGUUUGUCUUCGGGUGGAGAGCAAUGGGGAGAAAGGUGUAACCGUUGGCCUUGAAAUGAACAUGGAGGUGUAGGAUGGGGUGCAUGGAAGGCGAAGUGCAGCAUCAGCAUCAGCAGGAUCGGAGAAACGUGCCCAACAUGCCUUGGCGACUGCGUGCUCGUCGAGCUACGCAUUCACCCGGCUGCCAUUUCCGUCCUUCGACUGCUCGCUUAACCCGGUUAUACGCAAACCUGCGGUGGCAGCAAUGCCGAUGCGGUUUUUUUUGUCCCUUUCCUUCGUCCUUUUCUGAAUAAAGUAAGCAGGCCAGCUUUUUUUUUUUUUUUGUU
Molecule: messenger RNA, 2011 nt
Organism: Thermothelomyces thermophilus ATCC 42464
Lineage: Eukaryota; Fungi; Ascomycota; Sordariomycetes; Sordariales; Chaetomiaceae
Exons: 2
Coding region: 246-1682 (478 amino acids)
Cellular component (GO): mitochondrion; cytoplasm
Molecular function (GO): acetyltransferase activity; lipoic acid binding
Source: RefSeq, a predicted model, not a curated record